Molecule: messenger RNA, 1001 nt
Organism: Oryza sativa Japonica Group (Japanese rice)
Lineage: Eukaryota; Viridiplantae; Streptophyta; Magnoliopsida; Poales; Poaceae
Product: basic blue protein
Cellular component (GO): plasma membrane
Molecular function (GO): electron transfer activity
Source: RefSeq, a predicted model, not a curated record
UAUUUUUAUCAUGAGAAAGCUAAUUGAGAUCGCUAGCUAACUAAUGACCAUGUGGUACACGCAUGCUGACUAAUUAAGACCGACAGAAUCCAGCAACGUUCAGCGACCAUAAUCUGCAAUCAAAUCAACGCUAUAUAUGCACCGAGACACAUAUGAAUCAUCACACGUCUUAACAAUUCCCAUCAGCUCUCGAUUAGAUUGAUCAUUGAUCGAUCAGUGCCAUUAAUUGAGUAGUUCGAAUAUAUUCGACAUCCAUUUAAUUAGCUGCAAAUAGUGAGCUUGGAAAGAAUGGCAUUGCUCGCCGUCGUUGUGGUGGCGGCGGCGGCGUUCUCGACGGCGUCCGGCGCCAGCUACGGCGUCGGCAAGCCCAACGGCGGGUGGGAUCUUCAGACCAACUACACCUCUUGGGCUUCCUCCAUCACCUUCCGCCUCGACGACAAGCUUGUGUUCAAGUACUCAGCGGCGGCGCACGACGUGGUGGAGGUGACCAAGGACGGCUACCUCUCAUGCUCGGCGUCGAGCCCCAUCGCCGUCCACCGCACCGGCGAGGACGCCGUCGAGCUCGGCCGCCUCGGGAGGCGCUACUUCAUCUGCGGCGUGCCGGGGCACUGCGACGCCGGCAUGAAGCUGGAGGUCAGGACACUCUGCUCAAUCCCGUCGCCGCCGCCGCCGGGCAGCGACGGCGACGGCAACGGCACGCCGGGCGGCAUCUGCAUCGACGGCUCGUCGCCGCCGACGAUCAUCUCCACCCCCGGCGUCGUCUCCUACGGUUCAGCUCCGGGAUCUUCAGGCAGUGCCACCACUGCACUUGCCAUCAUGGCAGCUGCUACAGUGAUGCUGCUAUCUCUCAUCAUAGUUUAAUUGAUAAAAUAAAUCAUGGUUUCUUUAGCACAAAGUGUUGUACAUGUCCUCAUUUCUUUUAACAAGAUUUGUAUCGAUUGGUUAAAUUACAUAAAACAGCAUACAAGACAAACAGAAUUUGGGUGAUAAGAAAUGGUGUA